Molecule: messenger RNA, 528 nt
Organism: Capsaspora owczarzaki ATCC 30864
Lineage: Eukaryota; Filasterea; Ministeriida; Capsasporidae
Exons: 2
Coding region: 9-449 (146 amino acids)
Source: RefSeq, a predicted model, not a curated record
UUGCUGUCAUGCAAUCACUUUUUUAUUUUUUGAAUCUCGUAUUCAACUGUGUCAAUAAGCAGACAAGGCAAACUACUACAAUGCCUAUCGAACAGCAGUCCGUGCAAGCCGCUCACAGCAUGCUCCACGAGCGAUUCAGUGCAGCCAAAGCGCACCUCGAGGGCGAGAAUGCGGCCAUUCGGGCCAAAGACUCCAACCUCCCGGUGAAGGAGCGCAUCAUCUCUGCGGGCGAGGCAGUCUCGCAAAAGGUCGAAGAAGUGGGCAACAAGGUCUCCGCAUCGCUGCACAACGCGGCAGUCGUCGGCGACAUUGAGGCUGGAACGGUCGAAGGCGCCAAACCGGGGUCGUACGAGGCACAAGAAGCCAAGCGCGAGGCUGAGCAUCGUGUGGACACGGUGGUUGAGCGAGCGUUUGAAAUCAAGCGGGAUACCGGCUUCAAUCGCACGUAGGCGCUGGAGACUCGGCGACAAUCGUUCUGAGAAUGAUGGUUGUUUGCAGUGUAUGAUGUAAAAUCGACAAGCGGUUCCC